This is a messenger RNA of Gigantopelta aegis, 3565 nucleotides long. RefSeq lists its product as uncharacterized. Gene Ontology annotation, biological process: lipid metabolic process. Gene Ontology annotation, molecular function: calcium ion binding. Lineage: Eukaryota; Metazoa; Mollusca; Gastropoda; Neomphalida; Peltospiridae. The transcript has 15 exons. The record is from RefSeq and is a predicted model, not a curated record. The coding region runs from base 1081 to 2685 and encodes 534 amino acids.
CCAUUGGUUGUAUGAAAGAUAUGUUCUUUUAAUAAAUUAUUACUCUGUUAUCCAGUUGGUGUAUUGUUGAGUUGGGACGCUUUUUAAAGCAGACACAGAGCUACACUGGUGAAUAGUACGAAGAUAUUUUUCAGACGCAUUACAGGUCAUGGGAUGCGCUUUUGUUCAUGUGGAACAGCGCAUAUAAAAAGCAUCGCCUCGUUCCAGCCAGUGCACCAUGACACCAACCUCCUACCAACCUCCUUUUCCUCCGCGUUAACCUCAGUGGGUAGGAGCUGUACAUACACCCCCGUGUACAAUGAGAGAACAAUGAUAGUGCUUUGGCCAGCUCUCCCGUGAUUUCAUGAUGCAGACUUGGAGAUUUACAUAGUGUUCCUUUAUAAACAGCCAACAGUGUGUUCAUGUGGAGAUGAACAAGAUAAUUGUGACUUCUUGUGGCGAAAACUAAAUUCAAGGAUACCAUCCGUAUGUGUGGUUGAAUGUUUUGUUGGUAAGGUUUGUUGCGGCUUUCUUACUGUUUACCGAUUGAUUGUUGAAACGCACAUCAAUUUUGUUGCAACGUUUAAUUCGCGUAGAAUAUAUAUAACGUUCCGUUCGUCAGAACUGAUGCUAAUUUACGUUGGGAUUCCUAUAAUAACCUUUAGUCUGAUAGAUUAGCUUCCUGAGUUUCGAUCAGCACUUAGGUACUGUUAUCACAGAUGCUGGGGUAUUCUUACUCCCAAAGUGGUUGGACUUAUGACAGAGAAACUUAUUUAGCUUCUGAUAUAUUCUUUUAAACUGUUCUGACCUCUACAGAGAGUCAUAUACAUUCAUAAGAGAGUUUACAACUUCCUUUGGUCCAUUAACUUUAUUAGUAAUGUUUUGGUAUUGAUAUCACUGGAUCACGCGUCUGUCCUGAUUACAUAACUGCUCGCAAUAAUAAAAUUCUGAUUUUAGUCUUCUUUUCAUGCAAAGAGAUGAUGGUGUACAGUUAUAAACUACACAAAAAAAACCUUCACAUUCAAAGCGACUCCUCUGUACAAGAUUGAAACCAAAGGAUACUUCUACACAGCCUUUGUUAGCGCUAAUAUCUCCUAAAUAAUGGGUAACUGUCACAGACGUGUGUUUCAGAAGGAACCUUGCCCCUAUGAACAGAUAUGUUGCUCAAGAGCUAAAUAUUUAGAUGCAGCUUUUGAUCCUGUGCAUGCCGACGUGAAUCUCACGGAAUUGGAUCGACAAGCGGAGAAGGUUAAACCUCAGCAGUAUGAAUUCUCCUUUGAGAAUAUCGUGCUGGAAGGAGGGGGAAACAAGGGCUUGGCGUACUGUGGAGCAAUAAGGGUGUUGGAAGAAGUGGGGAUAUGGUCUCAGGUGAAGCGGAUAGCUGGCACCAGUUGUGGAGCUAUGACGGCCACUCUUCUCGCCGUGGGUUACAAUUCUCACGAGAUCCAGACAUUCCUCAGUCAGGACCUGUCCAGUGUAUUCCUAGAUCACGUGUGUGGGGCGUGCAGUAUACCACUCAACGUCAAACUGGGCUAUGGCUGGAAUCCAGGGAGAAAAAUUCUCCAAUGGUUCAAGAAAAAAAUAAAAAAUAAAACUAAAAAUGAAGAUAUAACUUUUAAAAUGCUGUACGAGUCGAAGGAGACGACGUUUAUCAAGGAGCUCUGCAUUAUCGUCACCAACAUCAACGAGAUGUCGGCCGAAUACUGCCACGUGAAGACCUUCCCACACAUGAAAAUUGUAGAAGCAGUGCGCAUGUCCAUGUCUCUGCCAGGGGUCUACCAGGCUUUCCAGUACAAGCACAACGGUAUAGUUGACAUCAAGGUUGACGGUGGAAUUUUAUGCAACUACCCUAUACAUUGCUUCGACGGCUGGUGGCUAUCCAUGGAGGAAGGUAAUAGUUUUAUGGAACGACUACACCCGCUCAAAGAGCUGCCGGAUUUUUACCAGCAUAGCAAAAGAUUCGGAGAGUUUGAUAAUAAAACUCUAGGCUUUGUCUUGUUUUCCGAACAUGAACAAGAUGUUUUCCGUUUUGAACUUGAGAAAAGAUUCUACAUGCCUCUUGAAGAUCUAUCAGGAACUGUUUUAUCCGAUAAAUAUCAUAAAAAAAAGGAAGAAGCAAGACGAGCAGAGAACGAACAUGGAAAACUGGUUAAAGCAGUAGAACACUUUCUUCAAUCAGUACGAAAACACAACAGUGAUGAAGAUCGAAGCACGAUAGUGAAAACCGAACUUAUCAAUGCACUGGACGACAAAGAAGCUUUCCCCACGUCAGAUAGACAGUUAAUAUUCGGUGACGUCGACAAUGGCCUUAUUAUGCAAUACUUAGACCUGAAUGAUGACGGAAAGAUUGACUACCAUGAACUGGUGGCGUUUGUAGAGGAGGCUGGGGUGCAGAUUCGAUCCCGAGUCCUGGGGUACCAGAGAAAGGAUGUGAACGGAGUAUUGGAUUUUAUGUCAAGCUUGAUUUCUACAGUAAUUGCUAACGCGAAGAAGGCAGGCUUUAAGAAAUCUGACCUUGUUCGUACGGUGGCCAUCAACACUGGUCAUGUCUGCACGUUUGAUUUCGUGUUAGAGGAUGAAGACAGAGCGUUUGUUGUAGAAAGAGGCAGACAAGCUACGUUAACCUUCUUGAAGUACUACGUUGUAAAUAAUAAACUGCCAAAGAAAACAUCACGAGAUCGUCCAACAACAAAUACUCGACUAUAGGGAAACUUGUGUUCAGAGUCUUACCUGGCGGAGAAAGCAGUUGUCUCUCCCUUAGAAAAAAAAUACCAAGGGUUUCCUUUUUGUAAUCUAUUUGGAGAAGAGCUUAUAUUUUUCUACGCUGGAUCUGUUUCUGGGGUGGGUUUUUUUUGGUUGUUGGUAUUUUUUAAACAAUGCAUCCAGGUAUUUUAGGCCAGAUACGGUCUUGGAGUCUUAUUCAAAAGCUAACUUAAUAUCUUUUAAGCAACAUCGAAUUGUCUUUUGCACUGCACUGCGAGAUCUUAAAGGUUGCUAGAGUUUAGGGAAUAAGGCCCCUGGUGUUUAGCAGUCACCUGGCGAAGUCAUCAGAGGUGUGUCCACGGUAGUCAUGCUUGGAACAGUUUCCUGAUGGAAGUAAGCCAAAAAUGUCUCAUACCCAUACCCACGCAGUCACUAAUGGCAGAACCAAAAGGUGGAAUUUCAGACAGUUGGUCAGUGUGGAAUGUAUUGGUCGGGCAGAAUAAGGGUUAUAUCUUGAACUAGGGUACAUACAAUGUUUUAUGGUGGUGUUUAUGUCAUUUAGGGUUUCCUGAUGGUUACAUGGUGUUGGAAUAUAGUAAGGCUGCCUCUUAAACCAUGUUGCCAGUUAAACUGGGUGGCUCUACAUUCGUGUGUUCACAUAUUUACUAAACCUGUCAAGUACAUCAGGACCUGCUGUGAAGGACAUCCGGGAGAAAGAACUACUUGUCCAUGAAGGACACUCUAGAUAUUCUCUUUGUCUUGCGUGUACAACUGCGUGUAUUUAUUUCUGUUAUAAAGAGAACAUUCACUACAUAAAGCAGUUGUUUGGCUUGUUUGACUGUGUGUUGAGAUUUCAAGAUGAUGAAUAAAUUAACGAAAAGAA